GCAAAUACACUGGGAAUACAUUUUAUUUAUAUCUAAAUGAAAACAUAGUUAGGAAAUACACUUAGAACUACAUUAAUACAGAGUAUUAUAUAGAGUAUUAUACUGGAGUACUACAUGUACAAACAAAACUGAAGAAUACUAUAAAAACAGUACUAGAAGAGUCAACUGCAAGUGAAAGUGUUGCACAUCUAAAGAUUAUGGCUGGACUGAGUACUCUCCUGUGGUUCAUCUUAAUUCUAACAGCAGUUUUCUCCAUCGGCAAUGCUGGCCUCAAAGAAAAUUGGAUUGAAAUAAUAACUGAACACCCUGUAACUGAUCCUGUUUGGUGGACAAUUGGUAACCUCACAAGUGUAAACUUCCAAGUCAGAACAUGCGGUAGUGUUUCUAUCCAACUUGAAGCCAAAGGAAAAAACAAAUCGUCUACUAUCUACAAGAUAGGCAUUGGCCAUAUGAGAUUUGGAAGAAAGAUAAGAAAGGGAAUUGAGAUUUAUAAACCUCUAGAAGGUAAGAAUCCAUGGGCCAAGACAUAUGGAGAUGAUUUCUUGAACUGUAGUGAAUUCCGAAGUUUCUGGAUAAGCUGGACUGAUGGUAAUGUUAAAGUUGGAACAGGAGUAAAUGAAAAGGAGGGAGAGCUAGUUCUAAAGAAGAUGGAUGUCAAUGCGUCUAGAGUCAAUGCUGUUAUAUUCGAUUCAGUAUUUGGUGGAAGUGGAGAGUGGAGAGUUGAGCGCCAUCCGAGUGUUGCUGUGGCAGAUAUAACAAUGGCAACAGUAUUAGCUGUAGGAGAGACAAACCACCUCAUAUUUGAGGUGAAGACUUGUGCAGUCUUGGCCAUAUACAUCCAAGAUACCUCUGGGGAACAAUCCAUAUUGAUUAGUCUUGAUGGGGAAUCUAAUGACAAUGCUAUGGAGCGAGAAUUUGCUCUAGCAUUUUCACUUGCCAAACUUAAGAAGAAGUUACUCACAUGUAAAAAAUAUGAACCAUUUUGGAUAAGUUGGUCCAAGAAAAUGGUGAAAAUAGGAACUGGAUCUAUCGUUGGCACAGAUACUCUAAUGAGAACAGAUUUUAUGGGACCUGACAACAAAAAGUUUGAUAUUGAGAUAAUUGUAUUGGAUCACUAUAGUGGACAUUUAAAACUAAAUGCGACCAGAUGUCCUGUUGGAUUCUGGUAUCACCCAAAAUUCAAGUCUUGUUAUAACUUUGUCUAUGCAACAAGAUUACC
Molecule: messenger RNA, 1219 nt
Organism: Owenia fusiformis
Lineage: Eukaryota; Metazoa; Annelida; Polychaeta; Sabellida; Oweniidae
Source: the annotation of a GenBank genome assembly